AUGGCGCAACUCGAUACUCUCGACAUUGUUGUUCUGGCCGCCCUGCUCCUGGGCACCGUCGCCUACUUCACCAAGGGUACUUACUGGGCCGUCGCCAAAGACCCCUAUGCCGGCUCUCUCGCAAACGGUGCCGCCGCGAAGGCUGGCAAGACUCGGGACAUUAUUGAAAAGAUGGACGAGUCGGCCAAGAACUGUGUCAUCUUCUACGGCUCGCAGACUGGCACCGCUGAGGAUUAUGCCUCGCGUCUGGCAAAAGAGGGUUCUUCUCGUUUCGGUCUCAAGACCAUGACGGCUGAUCUCGAGGAGUACGACUUUGAGAACCUCGAUUCUUUCCCCGAAGACAAGGUCGCCAUGUUUGUCCUGGCCACAUACGGUGAGGGCGAGCCUACCGACAACGCUGUCGAAUUCUACGAGUUCAUCAGCAGCGAAGACGUCUCUUUCAACCAGGGAGGUGGUAUUUCCGAGAAGCCUCUGGCUAAUCUAAAGUACGUCGCCUUCGGUCUCGGCAACAAUACCUACGAACACUACAACUCAAUGGUCCGCAACGUCACCAAGUUCCUUGACAGACUCGGUGCCAACAGAAUCGGUGCAGCUGGUGAGGGUGAUGAUGGUGCCGGCACCAUGGAAGAAGAUUUCUUGGCCUGGAAAGAACCCAUGUGGAAGGAUCUGGCCGAUUCCAUGGGCUUGCAGGAGCGCGAAGCCGUCUACGAGCCUGUGCUUGAAGUCAGUGAGAAGCCUGAAAUGGAUGCCGAGUCGGAUGAUGUCUAUCUGGGAGAGCCCAACAAGAACCAUCUUGAAGGCAAGCAAAAGGGUCCAUUCAAUGCCCACAACCCUUACAUUGCGCCUAUCGUUGAAUCAAAGGAACUCUUCACUGUCAAGGACAGAAACUGUCUACAUAUGGAAAUCGACAUUAGCGGCUCAAACUUGUCCUACACCACUGGCGACCACAUUGCUGUUUGGCCUACCAACGCCGGCAAGGAGGUUGACCGUUUCAUGGACAUCCUUGGUCUUGAUGAGAAGCGCCACAUGGUCAUCUCUGUCAAGGGUUUGGAUGCCACGGCCAAGAUCCCUUUCCCGUCGCCCACCACGUACGAUGCCGUUGUUCGCUACCACAUGGAAAUUUGCGCCCCCAUCUCGAGACAGUUCGUUUCGGCUCUCGCCCCCUUCUCGCCUAACGACAGCAUCAAAGCCGAAAUGACCAAGAUGGGAAGCGACAAGGAUUAUUUCCAUGAGCAGGUUGCCGCUCGCAAUUACAACUUGGCUCAACUUCUCGAAUUCUUGUCUCAAGGUCAGAAGUGGAACAAGGUUCCUUUCACCAUCUUCAUCGAGGGCCUUCACAAAAUUCAACCCCGCUACUACUCUAUCUCAUCCUCUUCCUUGGUGCAAAAGAACAAGAUCUCAAUCACCGCCGUUGUCGAAUCUGUGGAAACUCCAGGAGCCUCUCAUGUGCUCAAGGGUGUCACUACUAACUACCUGCUGGCUCUUAAGCAGAAGCAGCACGGUGACCCUUCUCCUGACCCUCAUGGAUUGAACUACGCAAUCACUGGUCCUAGAAACAAGUACGACGGUAUUCACGUGCCGGUGCACGUUCGCCACUCCAACUUCAAGCUCCCUUCGGAUCCUUCGAAGCCCAUCAUCAUGGUUGGCCCGGGUACUGGAGUCGCUCCUUUCCGUGGGUUCGUUCAAGAACGUGCCAAGCAAGCACGUGAUGGAGAGGCAAUCGGUAAAACCAUGCUUUUCUUUGGUUGCAGAAAGAAGGCAGAGGACUUUAUCUACGCAGAUGAAUGGGAGGCGUACAAGAACGAUAUGGGCGACAGCUUCGAGAUGUUGACUGCCUUCUCCCGUGAUGGUGCUCAAAAGGUCUAUGUGCAGCAUCUUCUCAAGCAGCGCGCCGCCGAAAUCGACAGACUUCUGCAGCAAAAGGCUUACUUCUAUGUAUGUGGUGAUGCAGCGAACAUGGCUCGUGAGGUAAAUACUGCCCUGUCGCAAAUCAUCUCCGAACAAAGAGGGAUUCCAGAGUCCAAAGCGGAGGACAUUGUCAAGGCUAUGCGCAACAGCAAUGCCUACCAAGAAGAUGUCUGGUCAUGA
This is a messenger RNA of Aureobasidium pullulans EXF-150, 2088 nucleotides long. Its product is annotated as cytochrome P450 reductase 1. Gene Ontology annotation, cellular component: cytosol. The transcript has 2 exons. The record is from RefSeq and is a predicted model, not a curated record. Gene Ontology annotation, molecular function: flavin adenine dinucleotide binding; FMN binding; NADPH-hemoprotein reductase activity. The coding region runs from base 1 to 2088 and encodes 695 amino acids. NCBI's taxonomy places the organism in Eukaryota, Fungi, Ascomycota, Dothideomycetes, Dothideales, Saccotheciaceae.